Molecule: messenger RNA, 3995 nt
Organism: Anolis carolinensis (green anole)
Lineage: Eukaryota; Metazoa; Chordata; Lepidosauria; Squamata; Anolidae
Gene: afmid
Product: arylformamidase
Exons: 10
Coding region: 1524-2366 (280 amino acids)
Molecular function (GO): lipase activity; arylformamidase activity
Source: RefSeq, a predicted model, not a curated record
GUUCAUUGCUGAUGUGAUGCCCAGGAAGUACACAGAAGGAAAUUCCCAGGGUCAAAGGGUGCCAGUGAAAGCUUCAAAUGUCCAAAAUGUCCAGUGGCUUAAAAUGUCCAAAAAUUUUACAUAAAACAUAAAAUAUUACAUUAUACACACAAAGGGGUCCAUGGACACCGGGGCACCCUAAUCAUGGUGGCCGGGGUAUACAUGGGGGCAAGAGUUGACUCAGGGUUAGUUGGGAUGAAGGGAGGUUAUAUUCUGGGGAAAAGAAGGAAGGGAGCCCCGUUCUUAGGGCUGUGGGGGCUAUGGGGGCCGAGAGGUCACUGGGGCCAGCUGCAAGAGAUGAAAAGGAGAGAGAAAUACAUAGGAGGCAAAGAGGACACAAAGAAUCAGAUAUAAGGAUAACUCACCAAAGUACAGUAGAGUCUCACUUAUCCAAGCUAAACGGGCCGGCAGAAGCUUGGAUAAGCGAAUAUCUUGGAUUAUAAGGACUGAUCAAGGAAAAGCCUAUUAAACAUCAAAUUAGGUUAUGCUUUUACAAAUUAAGCACCAAAACAUCAUGUUAUAUAAUAAAUUUGACAGAAAAAGCAGUUCAAUACGCAGUAAUGCUAUGUAGUAGCUACUGUAUUUACAAAUUUAGCACCAAAAUAUCACGAUAUAUUGAAAGCAUUGACUACAAAAAUGGCUUGGAUUAUCCAGAGGCUUGGAUAAGCGAGGCUUGGAUAAGUGAGACUCUACUGUAUGCUUUAUUAAAGGGGUUACUUUGUAAUAAAGGGGGAAGAUAGAAUGUAUCCAGGGCACUGGUAGCUGCUGCACGGCUCCUCCACUCCUUCAAUCAUCCAAAGAACUAGUCAGCUGGGUUCUGGGCUCCCGCUCUUCAUGGGUCUCUCUGUCGUGUUUCCGAGUAAAUAUUUUUAUUAAUUUGACUGGAGUGGGGGUAUCGGUGCUCGAUAUCAUGGAGACAGAGUCCCACGGGCAGUCUAUGGAACAGGUUAUGCGUUGUUUGAUGGAAUCUGUGGGAUUUCACCUUUGAAGCAUGUAGAAAUGGGGGGCACCUUCAUCAUACAGUACAAAGUCCCACAGGAGCUUCUCUGAAUAAGCGAUAAACAAAUAAAUGCUGUGAAAGGGACUCACUUUCUCAAGCUGAAGAAAUUAUGGUUUUUCCCAGAAGUAUUGAGGGGUUGCUGGUCACAAAUAAAAUAAAAGCCUCCUGAAAUCUGCCCCUCCCCUAUCAUCUUGUAUCUUGUAGCAAGAGGAUAUUGCUAGAAUAAACAUUGAGAGUACACAUGACUGUGCCUGCCCUUCACCUAAAUCCCCAUGGCCAAUUGUUUACUAUCAUUUUAUCUGUAUCCACUGCCCACGUUCAGGCUCAGGACAUAGGUUAAGGAGAAGCAACUGAUCCAUUCAGUAAUUUGCUCUCAAAGGCUACUUUAAGUCACAUGGGGCUGGUAAUUUGAGUUGCUCUGCAGUUCAGCAGGCACAGAGCAAAGGAGGAAAAGACAGCAAAACUACAGUAGAGCCAGUGAGACAUGGGAAAGUGGCAGGAAAUGUCCAAGGAGGAGCUGGAAACUCAAUAUUCCCCUAGCAGGUGGUCUUCACGGAUGACUGGGGAUGCUAUUAUUGAGGCUCACAUACAGGUCACAAGUGAAGCCUUUCCCCUGGUCCUCUAUUUUCAUGGUGGCUACUGGCAAGCCCUCAGCAAGGAUGUUUCAGGCUUUGCUGCAUUGCCCCUGGUGACACAUGGCAUUGCCUUGGCUGUAGCUGAUUACACUAUCGCUCCCAAAGGCCAGAUAGAUAUGAUGGUCAAGCAGGUGAGAAAGAGUGUGGCCUUUGCAGUUCAGCAAUACACAGGGAUCAGUGGGGUUUAUUUACUUGGACACUCAGCGGGGGCCCAACUGGCAGCCAUGGUGCUCUCCACAGACUGGGCUGAAUAUGGUGUUGUGCCAAACAUAAAAGGAGUCUUUUUGGUGAGUGGCAUCUAUGACCUGGAGCCCAUCAUACACACCUACGUCAACGAUGUAUUGCAUAUGACUCGGGAAGUAGCUCUGCAGAAUAGCCCUCUACAAUGUGUGCCUACUUUGGGAAACAAAAAAACUUGUCAGCUACUCAUUGUCGUAGCUCAACAUGACUCUCCUGAAUUCCGCAGACAGUCCUUGGAGUAUUUGGAGGUUGAAGGAACCUGCUGCUAUCUUGUGAACACAGUUGGCAUACCUCUGGCUUCACCUAUAGGCACUCCGAGUAGCUGGCUGGAAUUCCUCCCUGUUGGACAUCGGAGAGAAAGAUCAUUUCGAUGUAAUAGAGAAGCUUUCCCAGGAGGACUAUCUUCUCACACAGGUGAUCUUGAACAUGAUUUCCAGAAGCUAACAAGAUGAAAAGGGAUGGAAAUUCUUCACCCAUGUGUAUGCCUUCCACUGAUCAUGCCAUCUUCCCAUUGUGCUCUUUAUAUGUUCAACUGUGAAUGAGCUUCCUUGCCACUCUUCAAAAUGCCUUUGAAUUCUAUCUAGCAAUCUAUUUGGACAAGACAGUUGAGGUCAAAUGGGAUUCUGAAGCCCAUUAUUCCAAUAUGUGUUUAGAGGAAAUUAUUUGUGAAGAGAAUACAACUCCAUUCCUGACACAAAGACAGUUCCCAUCUUCUCCUGCAAUAAGCUCCUUUUCUCAGAAUGCAUUGAGAACAUUAAAUAAAACUAGGACAAAAAUUGCAACUGCAUUGUGGUUGUAAAUCACCUUCCACUGGGAAAUGGUCUGGAAAUGAAUCUGUGAGUACAGACAAGAUAUAAUUGGUGCAUAAAUCACCACUUUUUUUUCUAAUCCACUUAGUGUAGAGCAAGCUGAAGGUUGAUUUCCUUCACUUGGAGCAUCGGUUGACCAUUUAAUGUUUUGAGUAUGUUUAGGGCUCUUCUUUGUCAGACUAUUAGUCUACCUAGGUCAGUGGUGUCUGCUCUGACUGGCAGCAGCUCUUGGUACAUAAUAUCAAUAAUAAUAAUAAUAUAAUAAUAAUAAUAAUAUCUGUAAUAAUAAACACUAUUUGUUAAUACACAGAGAAGCCAUUGAAAUUCACAAGCAUGUGGACAACUUCAACAGAAAAGAGGAAACCAUAAAAAUGAACAAAAUCUGGCUACCAGUAUUAAAAAACUCAAAAAUCAGAACAGUAAAUAAGAAGCAACACUCUGCAAACAGAGGAAUUUCCAGACAGGGGCAGCUAAUGACUCUGAACAAAAGAUGCCCCCAGGCAGGAAAGGCUAGGAGAUGAAGCUUUUCAAUGCUAAUUAGGGUGAUUAACUGCAACAUUCACACUGGCCUCCAACCGACAAAGAUUCUUCUCUCACCCUGGACUUUCUACAGAUAUAUAUAAACCUUCCUUGCUUAGUUUCUCCAUACCUCACAACCUCAGAGGAUGCCUGCCAUAGAUGUGGGCAAAAUGUCAGGAGAGAAUACUUCUGGAACAUGGCCAUACAGCCCGGAAAACAUACAACAACCCUGUGAUCCCGGCCAUGAAAGCCUUCGACAACAUAUUUGUAUCCCGCUUUUCUCCCACAGAGGGACCCAAAGCAGCUUACAACAUAUUAAAAGCAAUACAAGUCCAAACAAUCAGCAUAUAUAACACAUAAACCAUCUAUAAAAUAAAACAUAGUAUUUAAAACCAAAUACAUUAUUGUAGCAGUGCUAUGGACUCUUAAGCAGAGUGCCAUUACAGCAGGGUAAAAUUAGAUCAAAUGAAUUGAAAACUGUCUUUUCAACUGUUGUUGGGAUUCUAGCUCAUAUGGGUCCCAACCAGCAAAGGAUGAUGGAAGAUGUAAUCAAAAAGAUCUGCAUGGUUACUGAUGACCGAAACCCCGGCUUUUAAAUUAAUUUAAAAAACGCAGCAGAGAGUUCCGCAGAUCACUCACCAAAGGAACGGAGCGGGACCGCAGCAGACUAUUAUUAAAAAACCUUUUUUUCUUCACUUUCCCCUUCCCUGCACUAUGUAACAAAUCCCCCAAUAAAAGUAGCAUUUAUUUUAA